Oxyura jamaicensis (ruddy duck) is the source of this 359-nucleotide messenger RNA. Its product is annotated as kinesin heavy chain-like. NCBI's taxonomy places the organism in Eukaryota, Metazoa, Chordata, Aves, Anseriformes, Anatidae. The record is from RefSeq and is a predicted model, not a curated record. The annotation marks the transcript as partial. The transcript is spliced from 2 exons. Gene Ontology annotation, molecular function: betaine-homocysteine S-methyltransferase activity.
CGUGCUGACCCGUGCCAUGCCGUGCCAGCCGGUGGAGGUGAGCGGGGCCAUCGAGGAGGAGUUCACCGUGGCCCGGCUCUACAUCAGCAAGAUCAAGUCGGAGGUGAAGUCGGUGGUGAAGCGGUGCCGGCAGCUGGAGAACCUGCAGGUGGAAUGCCACCGCAAGAUGGAGGUGACGGGGCGCGAGCUCUCCUCCUGCCAGCUCCUCAUCUCCCAGCACGAGGCGAAGAUCCGCUCGCUCACCGAGUACAUGCAGAACGUGGAGCUGAAGAAGCGGAACCUGGAGGAGUCCUACGACGCCCUGAGCGAGGAGCUGGCCCGGCUGCAGGCCCAGGGUGGGGGCACGUGGGGGGGGGGCU